GGGUGUUUCAGCCUAGUGGUUGUUCUUAGCUUCCCGAUAAAGCUCUUCAGGCCCACGGGGCUGAAGCGAAAGAAAGAGAUUGAGAAACGAAAGAGAAGCGAAGGGAAGCAAUUCAAUCCGGCAAGCAAUAAUGCAGACUAGGACGGUUGAAGUGCGGAACAUCUCGGAUCUGGCAAGCGAGAGAGAGAUCCGGGAGUUCUUCUCUUUCUCCGGCGAAAUCGACCACAUUGAGAUGCGAUGUGAUUCUGGGGCUUCGAGAUGCAAGGCGUUCGUUACUUUCAAAGAUCCGAAAGCUCUCGAGAUCGCACUGCUUCUCUCGGGAGCUACAAUUGUAGACCAGAUAGUGAGCAUAAGACCUGUUCAGAAUUACAACCCUGAUGUUGAGGAGCAAGUUGUUGUAUCCCAGGGGACAAGUGAUUAUUCUGAUGUGAACUGUUUGCCAAGUACUGAGCUCCAAAGUAGUUCCUCUGGUGGUGGGCGGAUAUAUGUAAGCAAGGCUCAAGAAGUUGUGUCAGGUGUGCUAGCAAAGGGCUCAGCCCUUGGCCAAGAUGCAAUGAACAGAGCCAGAGCAUUUGAUGAAAAGCAUCAGUUAAGAGCAAAUGCCUCUGCAAAGGCCAUUUCUUUUGAUAGAAGGGUUGGGCUCUCUGAGAAGAUAACUGUUGGCUUUUCUGUUGUCAAUGAAAAAGUCAAGUCAGUGGAUCAAAAGCUACAUGUGUCUGAUAAAACAAUGGCAGCUCUAAUUGUGGCAGAGAGGAAAUUAAAUGAUACAGGUUCAGCUGUGAAAACAAACAGGUAUGUCACUGCUGGAACAGCUUGGCUCAAUGGUGCUUUCAGCAAGGUGGCCAAGGCUGGCUAUGUGGCUGGUACCAGAACCAGAGAGAAGUUCCAAUUGGCAGUAUCCAACUUGACAGCAAAGGAUCCUGUCAUUGCUGCAUGAGUUUGGUAAUGUUGAUGUGGCCAAAAAAGGAUGGCCGCCGGAUCAAAGGGAGUGGAUUGAUUUGCAGUAACAAGUUUGUGUAUGCUUGUCUUUUCUAGACCUGGAAGUGUGCGAGAUGUGUGGGAUCGAGUCUCCUUGUUAAUUGUUGUUUUCUACCUUUAAUUGGCUGCUUUACUAUUUCUUUCAUUUUUCUGGUGUUCCUUAUUGAUUUCAGGAGUGUAGUUGUAUCAAAUUGGGUGGUUGUGCUAGCAGUGAAGUGAAUAUUUUAGGGUUUUGAUAUUGUAUUGUAAGACGGAUACAUUCUUUCAUCUCUUUUACCUAUACCCCGAAUGUUCUUAGGUGCUGUCAAUGAAAGGAAACCCAUUUCUAAGUGCA
Molecule: messenger RNA, 1312 nt
Organism: Dioscorea cayenensis subsp. rotundata (Guinea yam)
Lineage: Eukaryota; Viridiplantae; Streptophyta; Magnoliopsida; Dioscoreales; Dioscoreaceae
Product: binding partner of ACD11 1
Exons: 8
Coding region: 131-937 (268 amino acids)
Molecular function (GO): RNA binding
Source: RefSeq, a predicted model, not a curated record